This is a messenger RNA of Frankliniella occidentalis (western flower thrips), 1495 nucleotides long. RefSeq lists its product as uncharacterized. The record is from RefSeq and is a predicted model, not a curated record. The transcript is spliced from 6 exons. Lineage: Eukaryota; Metazoa; Arthropoda; Insecta; Thysanoptera; Thripidae. The annotation marks the transcript as partial.
GCGCGCCACCACCACCUGUGUUCCUCGCAUCGCCGCCGCCCCGCAUCCCGCCCUAGUGUUUAUCAUCAGACUUUAAUUAGAGUUUGGUGCGGAAAGCUUUUAUAACAGUUUGAGUAGUUAUCGGAUAAUCAUCUCUCACAAGUUUGUCUUCAUUAUCCUUGGAAUAUUGCAUCGUCUUUCAGUGGCCAACGGUUUUGGACUGCUUUCAACAUCAUCCGUUGAGGUUAUGAAGGAGGAUGUGAAGCAGCGUCUCUCCACUGCGAGUGCGUCCCCCAGCAGCGGUCGCCAGCAUGGGCAACUCUUACUCCAGCCCGGCGGCGGCGGCCGUGGCGGCCGAGGACGGCGCGGAGGCGGCGCGCGCUUCCAGCUCCAGGGGCGGCGGCGGCGGCGGCGGCGGAGGUGGAGGUGGCGAGGGCACAGGUGGCCGUCGUGGGGCGGCGCCGCCCGAGCAGGCGGACACCACGGCCCGGCGGUUCUUGGAGCUGCUGUGCGUUGUCCAGCGCGGCUGGAGCCAGAUGCGCGAGAGCGUGGACGAGCUGGGCACGCUGACGAAGGGCACGCUCAAGCGGAACAAGGGCGGCGGUGCCCAGGGCUCCUCGACGGGGAACCCGGCGGGUGCCGACGGCCUGGAGUCGCGUCAGCGGCACUACAAGCAGCGCAAAGAGGUGGUGAGGAGCGUCACCUUCAGCGCCGGCCAGCACGACGCCAGGAGGGUGCAGCCGGAGCCCUCGCUGCGGCGCUGCGACAGCCACGACAAUCACUACGCGCUGGGGCUGGCGCCGCCGCACGCCCCCCGCGGGCCCUGCGCGCCCCGGGCCGCGCCGCGCCGCGUCUGGGACGCCCGCAGCCUCCGCUCCCUCACCGAGGACGCCCUGACGGACGCCGAGCUCGAGCUGGACCUGCCGGGCCCGGCGGCGCGCGGAGGGCGGUUUCUGCAGGACGACGGUGCCGCUUCGUGCAGCAGCGGCUGCAGCGACAGCAGUUGCGACCGCAGCGGGUGCAGUUCCUGCUGCGAUCACCACCGACGGCAGCGCAGGGGCUACGCUGGGGCGGGGCCGGGGUCCCCGGCGGGGUCCCUGACCAUGGCGCCCACCACAGAGGACCCGACGGGAGGCUGGCUCGGCGCCGAUGUCAAGGUAAGGAGGAACAUUGUGUUGACAUCGCGACCAGGGAUAGCAAGCAAGUGUUGUUGGCGAUUACAAUCUUCGCUGCAACCGGAUCGCAGAAAAAGACUUUCCAUAAUAUUUUGCGUGCGGUGUCUCGCAGGUAUUAGCGCUCACGUACCCGUGGGUGUGCUGCAAGCCUCCUCAUUGCAGUGCACUGUUGUGCCAGGGGCGCCCCACCCCCGCGCCGCUGCGAUCGUCAUUUGGAAGGCAAAUACUUUGGCGUCAUUCGACCAACUGGUUCGCUCAUGGUCUGAAAUUAGCGGCAAAACGGUGUGUUUUUCCUUCCUGCUGAGUGCUGCCGCUGCGCGGUGGGUCGGGGCGCUGAGGGG